Messenger RNA from Ruditapes philippinarum (Manila clam), 1265 nucleotides. RefSeq lists its product as uncharacterized. The record is from RefSeq and is a predicted model, not a curated record. Gene Ontology annotation, molecular function: protein binding. Bases 87 to 1067 code for a protein of 326 amino acids. Lineage: Eukaryota; Metazoa; Mollusca; Bivalvia; Venerida; Veneridae. The transcript is spliced from 3 exons.
GAUAUAUGUAAAGUUUUGAAUACAAUUGUCAACUUCACCUCUAGUACUUAAUUGCUUACACAUCUGCUAUAUUGCAACGCGCGAAGAUGGUGUUUUACGAAAACACUGUGUUAAAUACUGUUAGGACAGGUACUGAUGCAAAUAGGACAAGAGCAGAAGGCGAGAAUUGCCAUUCUGAUAAUAGGUUAACUCGGAUAAAAUGUUUGAUGUACACCGUACUUGUGAUGGUGAUUUUAAUGUAUGUUGUAGUUAUUGGUAUAAUUACCAUAUUUGUGAUAUAUGCGCCCGGAAACAAAGUUGACGGGAACUGGGCCCAGUGGUCUGACUGGACUUCAUGUGACGUCACAUGCGGAAAUGGUUCGCAGUCACGUUUUCGGACAUGCACAAACCCGACACAGACAGCAAAUGGCUGUUUUUGUACUGGAAGUGGUACAGAUAUUUCGAUAUGUAAGCUGACGGAGUGUCAGGGCAGAGGUGAUGACAUUAAAGAUUAUAAUAGUACGUUUUCUGCAAGACUGGUGAAGAAUAUAUACAGACCCCCGUCAUUUAAUGAUCAUGAACCCAUAGUGUUUGACGAGAUUAUGUACAAUAACAUGAAUGGAUACGAUAAUAGUUCGGGCAUUUUCAUAGCACCAGUGAGUGGUGUUUACCUGUUUAUAUAUUUCAUAGAAAUUGAAGGCUCAUAUGGUAGGGUAGAACUAAAACUGAAUAAAACAACCAUCAGUAAGACAACACUUUCUAGUAUGUACGUAGAGAUCUCGGUCUUUGGGAGCAAUAAUUCUGUCGUAUUCCAAAAUACAAAUAUAAAAAGGACAAAUAAUGCAGUCGUAGACAAAAUAAGUUGCUUAAGAGAAAGACCACUAAUAUCAAGCGGUCCAAACAUUACCGUUGUAGGAUUUCAACAAUUUAUGGAUAGAUGUCCUUAUAAAGGUGGAAUACGAGCAACAGGUGGUGAUUCAAUCAUUAUAUAUGCUCAUGCCGGAAGUCAAGUCUGGAUUCAUUGUGCGAGAUGUUAUUAUGGUAUUGCUGCAGGUACAUUCACUGGUGUUUUACUGAAUGAGAAUUAGAGAAUAUAUACAGAGCAAAAAGUAAAGCUCAAACUUAUAACGAGGGUAGAACCACGGUUAUUUGAAAGAAUUUAUUGUAUUAGUGAUGAAAUUAUUCAAGAAUCUAAAUGAAACUUAGUAUAAAGACAUGUUAAGGUAAUAAAUACGAAAAAGGAGUUGUCUAAGGUUAAUGAGCUGAUAUUUCAAAUGGAUUCAUAU